AUGAGCAGCAGUCUCCACAAAGACAGCAACGCCGCCACACUCGGUACUUUUGAAGCCUUCCCACAAAGGGAAAUCGACAGUUCCCAAAACACUUUCUUGGAAGAAAUGUUUUUGGCUGAGCACAACUGUACUAUACUCUUGACAACAAAAUCAUUGGCUAAAACUCGAUCUUUGUUGGCUCCAUGGAGACAACUUGUCACUAAACCGUUUUCGUAUAGAGAAACCAUAAUAUCGGCACCUUGGGUCCUUGAUGAUCCACCUUUGCCCUCGGAGAUCCCGUCAAUGAGACUUGCAGCGACUCUGGUGUAG
Fraxinus pennsylvanica is the source of this 309-nucleotide messenger RNA. NCBI's taxonomy places the organism in Eukaryota, Viridiplantae, Streptophyta, Magnoliopsida, Lamiales, Oleaceae. The record is from the annotation of a GenBank genome assembly.